AUGGUGGCGCUUGGCAUGGUGGCGCAUGGCAUGGUGGCGCUUGGCAUGGUGGUGCAUGGCAUGGUGGCGCUUGGCAUGGUGGCGCUUGGCAUGGUGGCGCAUGGCAUGGCGGCGCUUGGCAUGGUGGCGCAUGGCAUGGUGGCGCUUGGCAUGGUGGCGCUUGGCAUGGUGGCACUUGGCAUGGUGGCGCUUGGAAUGGUGGCGCUUGGCAUGGUGGCGCUUGGCAUGGUGGCGCAUGGCAUGGUGGCGAUUGGCAUGGUGGCGCAUGGCAUGGUGGCGCUUGGCAUGGUGGCGCUUGGCAUGGUGGCGCUUGGCAUGGUGGCGCUUGGCAUGGUGGCGCAUGGCAUGGUGGCGCAUGGCAUGGUGGCGCAUGGAAUGGUGGCGCUUGGCAUGGUGGCGCUUGGCAUGGUGGCGCUUGGCAUGGUGGAGCAUGGCAUGGUGGCGCAUGGAAUGGUGGCACUUGGCAUGGUGGCGCUUGGCAUGGUGGCGCUUGGCAUGGUGGCGCUUGGCAUGGUGGGCCAUGGAUGGGGCACCACUACCAUUGCAGCCAUCUUGAGAGGCAGCUGGUCGCUGGAGGGGCAGGGUCAACAGGAACAACCUUUUGCACCAUUCUCCGCUCUCAUGGAUGAUCACCCCUCCGUUCCUCUCAUGGAUGAUCACCCCUCCUUUCCUCUCAUGGAUGAUCACCCCUCCUUUCCUCUCAUGGAUGAUCACCCCUCCGUUCCUCUCAUGGAUGAUCACCCCUCCUUUCCUCUCAUGGAUGAUCACCCCUCCUUUCCUCUCAUGGAUGAUCACCCCUCCUUUCCUCUCAUGGAUGAUCACCCCUCCUUUCCUCUCAUGGAUGAUCACCCCUCCUUUCCUCUCAUGGAUGAUCACCCCUCCGUUCCUCUCAUGGAUGAUCACCCCUCCUUUCCUCUCAUGGAUGAUCACCCCUCCUUUCCUCUCAUGGAUGAUCACCCCUCCGUUCCUCUCAUGGAUGAUCACCCCUCCUUUCCUCUCAUGGAUGAUCACCCCUCCUUUCCUCUCAUGGAUGAUCACCCCUCCUUUCCUCUCAUGGAUGAUCACCCCUCCGUUCCUCUCAUGGAUGAUCACCCCUCCUUUCCUCUCAUGGAUGAUCACCCCUCCUUUCCUCUCAUGGAUGAUCACCCCUCCUUUCCUCUCAUGGAUGAUCACCCCUCCUUUCCUCUCAUGGAUGAUCACCCCUCCGUUCCUCUCAUGGAUGAUCACCCCUCCUUUCCUCUCAUGGAUGAUCACCCCUCCGUUCCUCUCAUGGAUGAUCACCCCUCCUUUCCUCUCAUGGAUGAUCACCCCUCCUUUCCUCUCAUGGAUGAUCACCCCUCCUUUCCUCUCAUGGAUGAUCACCCCUCCGUUCCUCUCAUGAAUGAUCACCCCUCCUUUCCUCUCAUGGAUGAUCACCCCUCCUUUCCUCUCAUGGAUGAUCACCCCUCCUUUCCUCUCAUGGAUGAUCACCCCUCCUUUCCUCUCAUGGAUGAUCACCCCUCCUUUCCUCUCAUGGAUGAUCACCCCUCCUUUCCUCUCAUGGAUGAUCACCCCUCCGUUCCUCUCAUGGAUGAUCACCCCUCCUUUCCUCUCAUGGAUGAUCACCCCUCCGUUCCUCUCAUGGAUGAUCACCCCUCCGUUCCUCUCAUGGAUGAUCACCCCUCCUUUCCUCUCAUGGAUGAUCACCCCUCCGUUCCUCUCAUGGAUGAUCACCCCUCCUUUCCUCUCAUGGAUGAUCACCCCUCCGUUCCUCUCAUGGAUGAUCACCCCUCCUUUCCUCUCAUGGAUGAUCACCCCUCCUUUCCUCUCAUGGAUGAUCACCCCUCCGUUCCUCUCAUGGAUGAUCACCCCUCCUUUCCUCUCAUGGAUGAUCACCCCUCCUUUCCUCUCAUGGAUGAUCACCCCUCCGUUCCUCUCAUGGAUGAUCACCCCUCCGUUCCUCUCAUGGAUGAUCACCCCUCCUUUCCUCUCAUGGAUGAUCACCCCUCCUUUCCUCUCAUGGAUGAUCACCCCUCCUUUCCUCUCAUGGAUGAUCACCCCUCCUUUCCUCUCAUGGAUGAUCACCCCUCCUUUCCUCUCACGUACAGCAACAACCCGGCCCCACCUCACCUGCCGCGAGUAACAACGAGGGGGCAGAGGCAGUCGCGCGAGAGCGACAUGGAGAGGGAGCGGAUGCAGACGGGGUGGAAGUUGAGCAGGCGCGGGUACAGGUCGAUGGGGCUCAGCGUGCCGCUCGUUAUUAUCACACUCUGA
Closterium sp. Naga37s-1 is the source of this 2253-nucleotide messenger RNA. NCBI's taxonomy places the organism in Eukaryota, Viridiplantae, Streptophyta, Zygnematophyceae, Desmidiales, Closteriaceae. The record is from the annotation of a GenBank genome assembly.